AGGGUGCGUUAAACAGAGAAGAAAACUGGAUAUCAUGGAAGAACGCUGGCUGCCCAAGUUUCAUAAAAGAAAAGUUAAUAUUCCACGUUUAACAUUUGCAGUUUAUAUCAGAACUUUAGUUUUUUUCUUACAGUCAUCAUAAUCAAGUUUGUGCUUUUGUUUUAGAGAAGAGACAACGGCAGAGACCACAAAAACGUGAGUAAAGAUUUUUAAUGUUAUAUAGCCUUUUUUUGGUAGGUUAUUCAUGCAGACGUGUUAUUUUCUACCAGCUGAGGAACGAAAGAGGCAGAAAAUGGUUUUCUCAUGCACUGCUGGGGACUGGAUCUAGGGUGGGUUCAAGGUCGUCAGAGUCACUUUUUCCCUUGCCUCUUGCUAGCCUGACCUGUGUCCUACCCACAGGCCACCCUAUUGGCAGGAAGUGCCUAAGCUAUUAUGUAGUUGCAGUAGUCAUGACUAUAGUUUGGUUUAGUCUAACGUGUGAUAACUAGUUUGAUGAGAUGCAGUAAUUUAUUGUAGAUACGCGAUUUUUGUUCAGUAAAGGUCAGGCGCAUUCCUCAACAGUGUAUGAGAAAUUAAUUUAAUUUUCAGAUCAAGGAAACGCAAGGCAAAGGACAGUAUUGCCAAUAUUACAGCAGGCUCCAAGAUUGAUAUGGGAAGGUGAGAGCUAAUCUGGCGUUAGUCAGUUGCGUGGCUAACCAUAGCAACAGGUCAUGCUAUGACUUGCAUUAUUCUAAUAUUUAUUCAGGGCCUCAGAGGGGGGACAAAUGGGAGCGGGGCCCCAAAAGGGUGUAAUUAAAAAAUUAUUUGGAACGUUUUUUUAUAUAAGUAAUGGUAUGAGAAAAUUUUUAGACCUUAAUUUUACUAGUAUUGGUCUGAAAAAAAGUGUUUUACCCGUGAUUUUACAGGUAUUUGUUCUGAAAAAAUUUUGAAUCUUUGAAAUGUCCGGAAAAAAGUUUUAAUCCCUCCCCACGGUUGCCAACAGUUUGGGGAAAAAUAGGGGAUCCGAAUUAAAAAUUUGCCCCAGUCCCCGAAUUUCUCUGUGAGGCCUUGUAUUUAUUAUUAGCUAUGCUAUGUUAAUAGGCAUAGCAUGACCAGUUGCCGUGUCUAGCUUUACCACUAGCUCGAAAAUGAUUCCUUGAUUGUAUUCUUUUUGUUCAUGUUUCUAGUACCGAGCUAACACGUCUGUGGAAUUUAUGUCCUGAUAAUAUGACGGCUUGUAGAUCCGACAAGAGGUAUAAAUACAAUUCACAUUUUUCAUGUUGUAUAAACACACCAAGCCAAAGUCAUAUCAAACUGUCAAUAUUUUCCAGAAACUUUCUUCCUGAUUUGAAAGGAUUUUUUGAAGAAGCCAUUGAUCAAGCAGACCCAGAAAGUCAGAUUGAAGAACAAUAUAAGUACGGAAAAUUUGAAUUUGAUAUCUCGCUAUGAUAUCCCACAUAAGAUUUCACGCUUCGAAAUAUUUUUAACUUUGGAGAUCGGUAAUGUUACUAAUGUUGUCGUCUUAUUUUUAGACUCGUAAAUGACCCAAAGUUUGGCUGGAAAGGUAAUUACAAAAUCUAGUAUGAUCUCUUCCCAAUUCUAAUCUCAAAAUUUCCGGGGAAUUCCCCCCCCCCCUUUUACCCCCACCUCCAUUAGCAACUGUGCCCCCAUAUCCCUGCUGCAGCUUGUUCGGCGGCGCUACACGCCCGUAACUCAAAUCCCCACCCUAUAUUUGCGGCAUUCUCCCUCCCGGAGCAAAAUCUGAAAAUCCUUCUGGAAUAUAUUUGACCAUAAUUCCAGCUGUUUUAACCCAGAUUUAUAUUAUUUCUGAUGCAUUUUUGUAGCGUUAAGACUCCUAUCCAGACGAAGUCAACAUUUCUUUCAAUCCAGUACCAAUCCUUUCAAGACACUCCCACAAUAUUUAGAGCUAGCCAUUCAACAACUGGGACAAGAACUAAUGGUAUGGUCAUUUUUCGAACUCGUAAAGAAUCCGCAAGCAAAAUCAAACUAAAGUAAAUUUGCCAUUUUUAAGAUGAACUUGUCCAACGUAUACAUAUAGGGAAUUUCUGUACAGUGUUAAAUUAUUGUAAUAGGCCCUAAUUGAUUUUCAAAUGAAAUACAGCACGCAAAAAUCGCUUGAUAAAUUCGUCUAUUGAUCUUCGACAUGUCUUUAGGAACGAUGUGUAGUAUUUAUCGUAUCCUUUGCAGGCCUCGAAUUUCCCUGAAAUCAAUCGACGGCAAUGGCGUUAAUUCGUUAAAAAUUGCUGUAGAACGUAACAGCUGCCUACGGCAAUUUGGGCAGUUCCCACGGCAUUUUUUCAAAUUACUUUAACAAAAAUUUAAUUUUAUUGUUGAUAUAGUAAUUUAGUGAAUAGUAUAAAAAUUCUACUAUACGGCAAAAAAUUGCCGUCGUUUCCGCAAUGAUUCACGGCAUUUUGUAUUCCCUCUACGGCGAUUGCCGCGAUAAAUUCAAGCCCUGAUUCUUUGACUGAAGUAGUUUUAUUUUUACAGCCACCUAUUAAAAUUGAAGAUGAUGUUGUUGAAAAUGGUGAGUGUUUUAUCACAACCGUUGAUUUUGUAGAGUAUACUUCAUGCAUGGUCAUCGGACAGAAUCUUUUUAUUUUAUGCAGCGCCCUGAUUUUAUAUGUAUUAUUUCAUCCGCUUUUAGGGCAUGUUUCCAUCUCGGUUAGUUAGUUUGUUAAGAGUUAAGAGAAACCCUCUCGCUAUACAUUUAGAGCAAGACCGGAUUUUGAUGCAAAUAGUGGGGGAGGUGGAAAAAAUUUAGGGGAGGUGCAGCAGUCUAGCUCACGACCCCCAUGGAAAGUUGGGGCUUAGAACGGGCCAAAGUCAACGUGAUGUAUGCAUGUAUAGUGUACAUAUGUAUCAGUGAGUGUAUUAAUGAAAUAUAGUACGACUCGUUCAAUUUUUUCCCUUCAUUACAAUUACUACAAAGUUUCUUUCAAAACAUUGCAUUAAAAAUGUACUUGACAUGCACAGAGAUGAAUGGCUAUCACUGUUUCAAUUUUACAUAAAAACUUUCUUACUAAGUGUUGACCCUAAGCAACCGAAAACGUCAAAUUUUCACUUUGAUCUAUAAUUGGAACUUUCCCAAGGGGAGGUCCAUGACUUUUCAGGGGAGGUGCAAAAAUUCUCAGGGGAGGUGCACACCUCCCCUCAAAAUCCGGCCAUGAUUUAGAAACAGCAGCUACUGUUCGUAUCGAACUUGUAGACAAGUACCAGUCAGGGGCGAAACUUGAGGGGGUAUGGGGGGGGGGGUGACAGUCCCCAAAAUACAAAUCAUCUGGAUUGGCAGGGCAAUCAAAGAUUUUAAAUGAUAGAGUGUAGAGUUAUUAAGUAACUUACAGGGCUUUCAGAGGGAAUUGAAUAGAAUUUAUAGACCUAAAUUUUACAGAUACUGGUCCAAAAAUAAGGGUUUCACCCAUAUUUUAACAAGAAUUUGUACGGAAAAAUGUCCGGAAAUGGUUUAUGUCCAGAAAAAGUUUUUAACCCCCCCCCCCGCUGGCUAGAAAUAAAAAUUUGCUGCAGAGCAUCAUUGGUUUUGGCAGGGCAAUUCUGGCAGACCCCCCCGCCCGAAUUAAAAGGGGCUAGUUUCGCCCCCUGGUCACAGUAGUUGUAAACACGUAAAAACGCACAAGUUAUAACAAACCUGCAGCAGACUUGUACCAAUGCUGUUCCAACAACUUGUCAACAGGAUGUGUUCGCACUGCUUGUUCCCAGCUUGUUGACAACUUGCUACAAGGUUGUUGACUUCAACAGACUUGUUACAAGUUGUUCCAACAACUUGUUAUCGUCCUGCAAUUCAUCAAUUUGUCAACAAGUUGCGAGUGACAACCUUGUAGCAACAUGAUAAAAUAACAGCAUUGUUACAACCGGUUGACAAGCUUGCUACAAGCCUGUUGCGAACACAUCUUGUUGACAAGUUGUGAGAUUUUUACGUGUAUACUUUAGGUACACCUUCUGAAGAAAAAGAGCCUGAAACCAAGCCACCGAUCGUUAAGCAAGAAAAAGUUGACGAUUAACAAUUGCGGUAAAAUAGACAAGCAAACAAUGUUUUAUAGUUAGAGUUUUAUUUAUUUUUAUUCAAUACAAGUUGACCUAAUAUUCAAAUUCGUAUUCAAAAUAUGACGGGUCGAACUGGUGCAGCCGUACGUAGCCAUCUUCGCCUCCACUGCUGUAACUGUAAAAGAAAAACAAAGUUAACUUUAGACUAACAAGAAACCUUUUUGAGCCAG
Paramuricea clavata is the source of this 4232-nucleotide messenger RNA. NCBI's taxonomy places the organism in Eukaryota, Metazoa, Cnidaria, Anthozoa, Malacalcyonacea, Plexauridae. The record is from the annotation of a GenBank genome assembly.